AAACUUAUAUGCAUCAUGAAAACUCACAAGUUUUAAACACGGCUUUUGCAUUGAUUGCUUUAAUGGCAGGUAAAUAUCCAAAUGAAGAGCCUAUUCGACGCGGUAUCCAGCUUAUUAUAUCACGACAAUUGCCAACUGGAGAAUGGAAAACAGAAUAUGUUGAAGGAAUAAUUAACAAUAUGAUGAUUAACCCCACUUCUGAAUUAAAGAAUAGAUCAGCAACUUUAAAGUUUCUAGGCUUGUCUAAAUUCAAAUUGAUGCUUGUAUUCUUGAACUAA
This is a messenger RNA of Cetraspora pellucida, 278 nucleotides long. The record is from the annotation of a GenBank genome assembly. Lineage: Eukaryota; Fungi; Glomeromycota; Glomeromycetes; Diversisporales; Gigasporaceae.